Molecule: messenger RNA, 895 nt
Organism: Chenopodium quinoa (quinoa)
Lineage: Eukaryota; Viridiplantae; Streptophyta; Magnoliopsida; Caryophyllales; Amaranthaceae
Exons: 2
Coding region: 73-651 (192 amino acids)
Source: RefSeq, a predicted model, not a curated record
UUUUGACUCAAAAUGAAUAAACUCGUCAUAGAUUACUUACGGUAGUUGACAAGUAAGCGCACAGUAGAAAGAAUGGGAAUUUGGGAGUGGAUUUAUUCACCCAUUAACGCCGUCAAACAGAACACUCCCAACAUAACGCCGGUGACAGAUGUUUGCCGGAAAACCUACGAUAUUUGUCGUGAUUCCACUGUUCAUGUCGCCGGCAAAGCACGUGACUUUCACGGGUACUUGUGCGAUGAUCAAGUUCGCGACAACCUUAGCAGUUUCGCCGUCAAUGUCUCCAAACACAGCGCCCUUUAUAUCGCCCGAUCAUAUGGGUGUGGUCCAAUAAUUGAUAUUGUUUCACGAUCAGUACAAGGAAAAAAGGCCGACUCACAUAAGGGAAAGAUAGAGGAGUUUGAGACUAAAUUAGCUAAACUUGAGGAGGAGUUGAGCUCUACUCAAUUAGAGAUACAAAGGCUGAGGUCUGUGUCGAAAUCCCAAGAUGAAUCCAACUUAAGUACUACGUAUCAAAGGCCAGAGGAUGUGCUGAACAUGUUUAUGAUGGAACGAUCUUUGGGUAGAAAACUUUUUGACAACCUGAUCAUUCCUGUCGAUGUUGGAUCUGAGAGGAAGGGGAAGACAGUGUCGAGUACAGAUGGAAAUUGUUAGUAGUAACAAGAAAUGUUCAUUGAUGUACUGUAUUAAUGCAUUGUACUAGUGUUUUAGUGUUUGAACCCCUCGGUGUCCCCUAGUAUGGCCUGUGUCUUGAACACCGUACGACACUCCUCUCUUGCUUUUCCAUGGUUGAUGCAUCUAAGAAUAUAUUGCCUAUUUAGUAACAUGAAAGGAAGCAAAGCAAGCUCUCUUGUUAGAUGCGGAGUAUGCUUCAUGAAGUUGCACUUAAUUAUUUUCA